This is a messenger RNA of Drosophila ananassae, 2039 nucleotides long. It is a transcript of the gene Obp56a, whose product is annotated as general odorant-binding protein 56a. Gene Ontology annotation, molecular function: odorant binding. NCBI's taxonomy places the organism in Eukaryota, Metazoa, Arthropoda, Insecta, Diptera, Drosophilidae. The record is from RefSeq and is a predicted model, not a curated record. Gene Ontology annotation, biological process: sensory perception of smell. The transcript is spliced from 2 exons. The coding region runs from base 1524 to 1934 and encodes 136 amino acids.
AAGCAUUUGCGGAAAAGUCAAACGAGCUUUAGUUUAUUAUUAUUAUUGCGUCAGAGCGAAAAGUUUUCAGCCACUCUGUGGUGGAGGUGGUCGGCAUGGGUGGGUCGGUGGGUGGCUUCUUGGGCGCUGCGUUCUUGGAUGGAUGGAAAAUUUUCAAUCGCAAUCUUAUGGUUUAUUUCUUUUGCGCCAAAGCUACUUUAUUUUGACAGCAGACAAACAAAUGUCACAAUUGAAAUUAAAAGGAAAAGGCAGAAGGCAGUAGCAGUAGCAGUAGCCAGCAGUCAGUGGAAAACUUGUGAAAAACACACUCGACUUGAAGAAGUAGACGAAGGUUUUCUAAGGGCGACGGCGGCCGCAGAAACACCAUUCAACGCAAUUCCCAAUCAGAAACUCCGGAUCCGGCCACUACUCCGGCCCCAGCACCGACUCCGGCACAAUUCCAUCACCGCCGCCGCCGACCCACACGCAUUGCUUGGCUGACUUUCUUCUGCAUUUUCCCGCCUUCGACUUUUCCUUGGGUUUUGGGUUGGUUUUCCUGGUGUUUUCAUUUUGUAUGUGUGUGCGAGUUUGGUCUUUUUUUUACUUAUUCCUUUAGCUGUUUGUACAUUUCACACAGCGUGAAAUUUUCUAAAUGUCAUUUUGCUGUCAUCUCGUGGAUAAUAAGAUUACAACUACGCUGAAAUAAUAGGAUUCAAAUGAAAAAACUUUGCCGUCGUCUGUCUCCUUUUGCGCUUCUCAACUUUCAAUAAGCGCGGAGGUGUAGUCCAAGAAAUACGUAUAUCUCUGAAUCAGAGAACCCACUGAAUCCGAGGUGGGGCGUUGUCAUUUGGACUUGGAUUUGGCUUUGGCUUUGGAUGUGGAUGUGGAUGUGGCUGUGGCCAGUUGGAAUGGGGCGCAGUGGAAAGUUUCUACUGUUGAUGGAGUACCGCGAUAAUGAGUGGAGCAAGAGCAACCUCAACCACAACUUCAACUCCAUCUGGACUCUCCCCCAAUGCCUCCUCCUCCUAUUCGAAAUGCGAAAUCCAUCUGCGAUUGUAACUUGAGCGACCUAUGAUCUGGAGACCACUUGAGGCGUCGCUGUCUGUACCAUGUCUAUGUUCUAUUUGUAUAAUUGAUUCGAUUCUCCUGGUACCGCAGGGAACGGAGGAGGCGGUUUAAUGAACCAUGCUUUCAUAGUGGCCAUUACUUCAGACUGUCUGCGUGGCCGCGGGCCACAAAUAGACGAAAGUACUAUAAGCCAAGAUACCAAAGAGACUAUAAAAACUAUAUACGUAUAUAUGUACAAGUCUAUAGGUAAACCUAGACCAAAGAAAAUAGGGAAGAAACAAACAAACCAAAACGAAAAACAAAACUCAAAACAAAACAAAAACCCAUCAGCUGGCUAAGAUGGAUCACUGCCCGGGGCCAUUAAAAAGCACACAAACCGGCUUCCACUGCCUACAACUUUUGGGUAUAAAAGCCAUGAUUUCCGAUCAAGCCGGCAUCAGAACUUCCAGCAACGUUCUAGCAAGUCAUUCGAAAAAAUGAACUCCUACAUUGUGAUCGCUUUGAGUGCUCUGUUCGUGGCUCUGGCUGUGGCUUCGCCCGUUGAGCUUAACGAGGACCAAAAGGCUCUGGCCAAGCAGCAUGGUGAGCAGUGCGCUGCCGAGCUGAAACUGACCGAGGAGGAGGUGGCCAAGGUCAAGGCCAAGGACUUCAAGAACCCCACUGAGAACAUCAAGUGCUUCGCCAACUGCUUCUUCGAGAAGGUCGGCACUCUGAAGGACGGUGAACUGCAGGAGGAUGUUGUCCUGGAGAAGCUGGGCGCCUUCAUCGGCGAGGAGAAGACCAAGGAGGCUCUGGCCAAGUGCAGGUCCAUCAAGGGCGAGAACAAAUGCGAAACAGCCGUCAAGUUGCACACAUGCUUCGAGGAAUUCAAGCCCGUCAAGGCCUAAAGUUAUCCCGAUGGAUGGUGUUUGGCAAAUUGUGAUUCUUAACUAAAACUUUAAAAUUAAUGACGAUUUGAUUGCGAUAUUAGAAUACAUACUUUGUCAGAUAAA